Messenger RNA from Capronia coronata CBS 617.96, 984 nucleotides. RefSeq lists its product as uncharacterized. The transcript is spliced from 3 exons. NCBI's taxonomy places the organism in Eukaryota, Fungi, Ascomycota, Eurotiomycetes, Chaetothyriales, Herpotrichiellaceae. Gene Ontology annotation, cellular component: cytoplasm. Gene Ontology annotation, biological process: iron-sulfur cluster assembly. The coding region runs from base 1 to 984 and encodes 327 amino acids. Gene Ontology annotation, molecular function: iron-sulfur cluster binding. The record is from RefSeq and is a predicted model, not a curated record.
AUGUCGCCUUCCGUACUCAUGGAUCUGUCGGAUGACUUCACUUUCCCGGUCGCAAAAGCCCCUCCAUCUUCGAGCCGAACUCUGCUCCUCUCGCCACCGUCGCUCUCAUCCCAUCAAGAGAAAUUGACCGCAGUGCUGGCAAUGCACGAUAGGACCAAGACAGACAUGCAGAUGCUGGAUAGAUUAUCGCUCGGUCUGGUAUCCCUCCCACAGUCGACGUAUGACCUUAUCAUGAUCCUUUCCGACGCCGAUGGGACUCGCCGCGAAAGUCAGAAUUUAAUAAAUCGGGAUAUGCUCGCUUCGCUGGUCAAAGCCCUCAAAAGCGGAGGACAACUGCGCAGUCAGGAUGGACAAUUCGGUAGCGUUGAUGGCGUGGAAAAGAAUGAAGCCAUCUUGGCAGGCCUGUCAUUCCAGCCUGGGACGGGAUUUUCAAAGCCAGACUAUGGGGUGCAGGAGUCCGUUCCGUUGAAGUUUGGAAAGAAGAAGCCUGCGCAAGCCGUAGGCGGACCCAACACAACCAAUGGCACAGUACCGCUCGCGCUCAACGGCAAACGGAAGAGCCUGGAUGCGGUUCCUGAAGGGGUUGGGUUCGAUGAUGGGACAAAUGACUCGGACGAUGAAUUGAUUGAUGAAGAUACUUUGCUGGACGGGGAGGAUCUACAGAGACCUCUUAAGAUUCCUGUUGAAUGCAAGCCGAAGGCCAAGCGACGACGCGCAUGUAAAGAUUGUACAUGUGGACUCGCAGAAAGAUUGGAAGCAGAAGAUCGAGCUCGACGCGAGAAGGCCGAUCAAGCUUUGAACACGAUGAAAUUACAAGCAGACGACUUGGCUGAAGUCGACUUCACGGUGCAGGGCAAAGUUGGAAGUUGCGGCAAUUGCAGUCUUGGAGAUGCUUUCCGGUGCGAUGGAUGUCCUUAUAUCGGUCUUCCCGCCUUCAAGCCUGGCGAGGAAGUGCGUCUCUUGAACAACGAUAUCCAACUUUAG